AUGCCCAUGCAGUUGCGACCACGCUGCCCUUGCUGUGGCUGCCGACAACUACCACCCGCCGGAAACUCCCCGCGUCUGGAUCAACAGGACCCCUGUGGCUACGACCCUACAGACCCCUGCGACCAGAUGCUCUACGAAGAGUACUAUCAGAGCUUCGCUGAAGUCUGUCCACCCCACCGACGAUACUGCGCUCAGCUUCAACGUGCUAUGCACACGCCCUGUUGCGUUGCCAGCGGCCCUCAGGCUCAGGCAUACAUGGUAACGUCCCCACAACCAGCAGCACCCAUACCAACACCACCGCCACAAGGACAGUGCUAUGGGAACCCUAAUGGAGGCUAUGACCCCUGUUGCUGUGAGGGGCAGUCAGCUCAGCCGUGUUAUGAACGAAGAAGGCAGUGUUAA
Molecule: messenger RNA, 402 nt
Organism: Dibothriocephalus latus
Lineage: Eukaryota; Metazoa; Platyhelminthes; Cestoda; Diphyllobothriidea; Diphyllobothriidae
Source: the annotation of a GenBank genome assembly